ACUUUACUAAUUCAACCAACCCCUUCAAUCCAAAUUUUUCAACAUGUCUCUCAAAAACGACAAGUUCCCUUCAUCCGCCGCCUUUGACGCCAUCAACAGCGCUCUCACCGGCAGCGAAGCUGACCGCAAAGACGCCAUCAAGCAGGGCAACGCCGUCUUUGCUUUUGUUAUCAAGAACGCUGCCGGCGAGACCGACGAGUGGCAUAUUGACCUCAAGAACAAGGGUGAGGUUGGCAAGGGUCUUGGCGAGAAGCCUACCGUCACCCUCUCCCUUUCCGAUGCCGACUUUGCCAGCCUCGUUGCCGGCAAGGCCAACGCCCAGCGCCUCUUCAUGUCCGGCAAGCUCAAGAUCAAGGGCGAUGUCAUGAAGGCCACCAAGCUCGACCCCAUCCUCAAGAAUGCGCAGACCAAGGCUAAGCUCUAAAUAAAUCUAGUUCUACAUGCGAGCAAGUCCCAAAAACACCUGCAAAAAAAUAGUCAAAUUAUAAAGCAUGAUACCAUAAUGCUGUCGUUUCAGAAGAACAUAGCUAUCUGGGGAACGUGUACUGAUUUGGUGGGAUGGUGAUGGUGCUAGUUGUGUUUCGUGUUGUGCUCUACGAAUACUCGUUUGGAAGGGGAAGCUUUUAGGUAUAGCCAGCGGCUCUCUACACAACGUGAAUCAUGUUCAAACUGUCCGUCAGUAUUCUGUAUCUUUAUCUUCAAUAGUCGAGACUUUCAUCCCGACGACUUUCGCAUUUAUUAGUCGCGGAUCG
This is a messenger RNA of Neurospora tetrasperma FGSC 2508, 752 nucleotides long. RefSeq lists its product as uncharacterized. Gene Ontology annotation, cellular component: cytosol. The record is from RefSeq and is a predicted model, not a curated record. Bases 44 to 424 code for a protein of 126 amino acids. The transcript is spliced from 3 exons. Lineage: Eukaryota; Fungi; Ascomycota; Sordariomycetes; Sordariales; Sordariaceae.